Messenger RNA from Fusarium pseudograminearum CS3096, 2565 nucleotides. RefSeq lists its product as uncharacterized. The transcript is spliced from 2 exons. NCBI's taxonomy places the organism in Eukaryota, Fungi, Ascomycota, Sordariomycetes, Hypocreales, Nectriaceae. The coding region runs from base 1 to 2565 and encodes 854 amino acids. The record is from RefSeq and is a predicted model, not a curated record. Gene Ontology annotation, molecular function: phosphoribosyl-ATP diphosphatase activity; phosphoribosyl-AMP cyclohydrolase activity; histidinol dehydrogenase activity. Gene Ontology annotation, biological process: L-histidine biosynthetic process. Gene Ontology annotation, cellular component: cytoplasm.
AUGGAGACAACACUCCCGUUGCCGUUCCUGGUGAGCGUUGCCAGCCCCAACAAUCAACCCACCAACGAUGGCCUCAACCAUCAAGAGAUUGCUCUUCUCGGAGCUCCAUUUUACGAAAAAGCUUCCAAGGAUUGGGGUCGCCCGAGUGCUGGGACCAAUGUCCACAUGGACGCUACAGGCUUGAGCGACCCGGACGAUGUGGUUGCUUUGCUUGAUAGUGGAGUACGAACGGUUUUUGUAACCUCUGAAUCCUACUCAGAGUACGAGCAAUAUGGCGCGAGAGUUAUUCCUGCUGUCUCGUCACUCAUUCUUUCUGCAGCUACAGAGCACGGUUUACUGGUCAAGGAUUUCGACGUCUCGUCAAGUGACGUUGACAAGUUCAUUGAAGUCGCGCAGUCCAAGCAGAUCAAGAGUCUCUACGUUAAGCCCACUCCUGAAACCGAUAUCGAGAAAUUUAUCGAGGUGGCCAAGAAGGCCAACGCGAUCCCAAUUAUCCCUUCCACACGAUUAACGACCGAUAAGAACGACUCGAGCCGAUUAUUGCUGUCGAAACUUAUCGCCUCAUACUGGAAUUCUGACCGAACUGAUGGACUGAUCCCCACUGUUGUCACCGAUGACGCAGGAAUUGCUUUGGGUCUCGCCUACACCAGCGAAGAGAGCAUUCUGGAGGCUCUACGAACGCAAACUGGCGUUUACCAGAGCCGCAAGCGUGGCUUGUGGGUGAAGGGACUCACCUCUGGCGACACUCAGGAGUUGCUGCGAAUUGGCCUCGACUGCGACAAUGAUACUAUCAAGUUCGUGGUCAACCAGAAGGGUCGCUUCUGCCACCUGCAGCAGUUCGGUUGCUUUGGAGAUCUUAACGGUAUCUCCGCGCUAGAGCAAACACUCAAGUCUCGUAAGGAGUCUGCCCCCGAGGGAUCCUACACUGCUCGCCUGUUUUCGGACGAGAAGCUCCUCAGAGCGAAGAUUAUGGAGGAGGCAGAAGAGCUGUGCGAUGGCAAGACCAAGGAGAACAUUGCUUUUGAAGCUGCAGACUUGAUCUACUUUGCUUUGACCAAGGCUGUUGGUGCUGGUGUUAGUCUCGCUGACAUUGAGGCUAACCUGGACGCCAAGAGUCUCAAGGUCAAGCGCAGAACAGGCAAUGCCAAGGGCAAGUGGGCUGAAAAGGAGGGAAUCAAGACAGAGGAGACCCCAGCCAAGGCACCCCAGCCAGAAGCUGAAAAGCCUGAUGAUGGACGUAUCGCCAUGGAGCGAGCCGAUUCUACCAAGAUCUCCCAGGCUGACCUUGUAGAGAAGCUCAAGAGGCCUUCUCAGAAGUCCCCUGACGCUAUCUUGAAGAUCAUUAAGCCUAUUAUUGAAGAAGUACGAACUGGCGGCGAUAAGGCUGUCCUAUCCUAUACCCACAAGUUCGAAAAGGCUACCUCCUUGACGUCUCCCGUCCUCAAGGCUCCUUUCCCCAAGGAAUUGAUGGACAUCUCUCCUGAGACCAUUGAGGCCAUCGACAUCUCUUUCGAAAACAUCAAGAAGUUCCACUCUGCCCAGCAGGAGGAGAAGUCUCUCCAGGUCGAGACUAUGCCUGGCAUCGUUUGCAGUCGCUUCUCAAGACCUAUCGAGCGCGUUGGUCUCUACAUUCCUGGCGGAACUGCUGUUCUCCCCAGUACCGCGCUGAUGCUUGGUGUGCCAGCCAUGGUCGCUGGCUGCCAAAAGAUUGUCUUUGCUUCGCCUCCUCGUUCCGAUGGCCGCAUUACUCCAGAGAUCGUCUACGUCGCCCACAAGGUUGGUGCUGAGAGCAUUGUCCUGGCUGGAGGUGCCCAGGCUGUCGCUGCUCUUGCCUAUGGUACUGAGAGUGUAACCAAGGUUGACAAGAUUCUUGGACCUGGUAACCAGUUCGUCACUGCCGCCAAGAUGCAUGUCAGCAACGAUACCAACGCUGGUGUAGGUAUUGACAUGCCUGCUGGUCCUUCAGAGGUUCUUGUUGUCGCUGACAAGGACGCAAACCCUGCCUUCGUUGCUUCUGACCUUCUCUCUCAAGCUGAGCACGGUGUCGACAGCCAGGUCAUCCUGAUUGCUGUUAACCUUAGCGAACAAGAGCUCCAGGCCAUCGAGGAUGAGGUCCACAACCAAGCUGUAGCACUCCCUCGUGUUGACAUCGUCCGAGGCUCAAUUGCCCACUCUGUUACUGUCCAAGUCAAGGACAUCACAGAGGCCAUGCGUAUCAGCAACGAGUACGCCCCUGAGCAUCUCAUUCUUCAAAUCAAGGAUGCCGAGAAGGCUGUCGAUCAGGUCAUGAACGCCGGCAGUGUCUUUAUUGGCCACUGGACUCCCGAGAGUGUCGGUGACUACUCUGCCGGUGUCAACCACUCCUUGCCUACUUAUGGCUUUGCCAAGCAAUACUCUGGUGUCAACCUGGGCUCGUUCCAGAAGCACAUCACCAGUUCCAACCUCACUGCUGAUGGUCUCAAGAACGUCGGCACUGCUGUUAUGCAACUAGCCAAGGUUGAGGAGCUCGAGGCUCACAGAAGAGCAGUUGAGAUUCGACUCAACUAUCUGAAGCAACAGCAGUAA